This is a messenger RNA of Elephantulus edwardii (Cape elephant shrew), 2063 nucleotides long. RefSeq names its product TNF receptor-associated factor 7, E3 ubiquitin protein ligase (gene TRAF7). Gene Ontology annotation, cellular component: nucleolus. Lineage: Eukaryota; Metazoa; Chordata; Mammalia; Macroscelidea; Macroscelididae. Bases 18 to 2063 code for a protein of 681 amino acids. The record is from RefSeq and is a predicted model, not a curated record. Gene Ontology annotation, molecular function: zinc ion binding; protein binding. The transcript has 20 exons. Gene Ontology annotation, biological process: ribosomal large subunit assembly; Notch signaling pathway.
CUAGAUGCCAGCCAGGCAUGAGCUCGGGCAAGAACGCCCGCUACAACCGCUUCUCUGGGGGCCCUACCAACCUUCCUGCUCCAGACAUUGCCACUGGGACCAGGAUGGAGACAACCUUUGGACCUGCCUUUACAGCCGUCACAACCAUCACAAAAGCUGAUGGUACCAACACAUACAAGCAGCACCGAAGGACACCCUCUUCCUCCAGCACCCUCACCUACUCCCCUCGGGAUGAGGAGGAAAGCAUGCCCCCCAUCAGCACUCCACGCCGCUCGGACUCGGCCAUCUCUGUCCGUUCACUGCACUCCGAAUCCAGCAUGUCCUUGCGCUCCACGUUCUCGCUGCCCGAGGAGGAGGAGGAGCCGGAGCCCCUGGUGUUUUCAGAGCAGCCUUCAGUGAAGCUGUGCUGUCAGCUGUGCUGCCUUGUGUUCAAGGACCCAGUAAUCACCACGUGUGGGCACACCUUCUGUAGAAGAUGCGCCCUCAAGUCAGAGAAGUGCCCUGUGGACAAUGCCAAGCUGACCAUAGUGGUGGGCAACAUCGCAGUGGCUGAGCAGAUUGGGGAGCUGUUUGUCCACUGCAGGCACGGCUGCCGGCCGAUGGGCAGCGGAAAGGCCAGUGCCUUUGAGGUGGACCCCCGUGGCUGCCCCUUCACCAUCAAGCUCAGCGCCCGGAAGGACCACGAGAGCAGCUGCGAUUACCGGCCUGUCCGGUGCCCUAAUAAUCCCAGCUGCCCGCCCCUCCUCAAAAUGAAUCUGGAGGCCCACCUUAAGGAAUGCGAGCACAUCAAGUGUCCCCACUCCAAGUACGGGUGCACAUUCAUCGGGAACCAGGACACGUAUGAGACACACCUGGAGACAUGCCGCUUUGAGGGCCUGAAAGAGUUCCUGCAGCAGACAGACGAUCGCUUCCAUGAGAUGCAGGUGGCCCUGGCCCAGAAGGACCAGGAGAUCGCUUUCCUACGCUCCAUGCUGGGCAAGCUCUCUGAGAAGAUCGACCAGCUGGAGAAGAACCUAGAGCUCAAGUUCGAUGUCCUGGAUGAGAACCAGAGCAAGCUGAGUGAGGACCUCAUGGAGUUCCGGCGUGAUGCCUCCAUGCUGAACGAUGAGUUGUCCCACAUCAACGCACGGCUGAACAUGGGCAUCCUGGGAUCCUACGACCCUCAGCAGAUCUUCAAGUGCAAGGGGACCUUCGUGGGCCACCAAGGCCCUGUGUGGUGCCUCUGUGUCUACUCCAUGGGAGACCUGCUCUUCAGUGGCUCCUCUGACAAGACCAUUAAGGUGUGGGACACGUGUACCACCUACAAGUGCCAGAAGACUCUUGAAGGCCAUGAUGGCAUUGUGCUGGCGCUCUGCAUCCAGGGGUGCAAGCUGUACAGCGGCUCAGCGGACUGCACGAUCAUCGUGUGGGACAUCCAGAACCUUCAGAAGGUGAACACGAUCCGGGCCCAUGACAACCCAGUGUGCACGCUAGUCUCCUCACACAACAUGCUCUUCAGUGGCUCCCUCAAGGCCAUCAAAGUCUGGGACAUUGUGGGCACCGAGCUGAAGCUCAAGAAGGAGCUCACAGGCCUGAACCACUGGGUGCGGGCCCUGGUGGCCGCCCAGAGCUACCUCUACAGUGGCUCCUACCAGACAAUCAAGAUCUGGGACAUCCGAACCCUGGAUUGCAUCCACGUGCUACAGACAUCGGGUGGCAGUGUCUACUCCAUCGCCGUGACAAGCCACCAUAUUGUCUGUGGGACCUAUGAGAACCUCAUCCACGUGUGGGACAUCGAAUCCAAGGAGCAGGUGCGGACCCUGACAGGCCAUGUGGGCACUGUGUACGCCCUGGCCGUCAUCUCAACACCAGACCAGACCAAAGUCUUCAGUGCCUCCUAUGACCGGUCACUCAGGGUCUGGAGCAUGGACAACAUGAUCUGCACGCAGACACUGCUGCGGCACCAGGGCAGUGUGACAGCGCUGGCCGUGUCCCGGGGCCGGCUCUUCUCAGGUGCUGUGGACAGCACCGUGAAGGUCAGUGGGAACCCGGGCGGGCAGCAGGGAAAGGUGUGGACGUGCUAA